Messenger RNA from Morchella importuna, 348 nucleotides. RefSeq lists its product as uncharacterized. Gene Ontology annotation, molecular function: protein folding chaperone. The record is from RefSeq and is a predicted model, not a curated record. Gene Ontology annotation, cellular component: endoplasmic reticulum membrane. Gene Ontology annotation, biological process: protein insertion into ER membrane. Lineage: Eukaryota; Fungi; Ascomycota; Pezizomycetes; Pezizales; Morchellaceae. The transcript is spliced from 4 exons. Bases 1 to 348 code for a protein of 115 amino acids.
AUGUCCAAAACACUCAAAGACCAGCGCCGCGCGGACCUCAUAAUCCCCUACGUCCCCACCGAGCCCAAAGCCGAAGAAAAUGACAUUACCAGCACAAUCGGCUCCACCCUGCCCAUGGCCGCAAUGUUCACGCGCAACAAGAUGAUCGGCUGGACGGCCGUCGUGUUUGCCAUCCAGGGCUGGCUCAGCGAGACACCGGGCCAGGUCGCCAGCGGGAAGCAGCCAGCGUACUUUAGUGUCGGAAUGAGUGUUAUGGCUUUGGCAAUGAGUUACUUGCCGCUGUUUAUCCCGAGCAUGGGCAAGGCGGCGUCGAGUACUGCGCCGGCGCCGCCGGCUCCGGCUGCGUAG